Molecule: messenger RNA, 5715 nt
Organism: Eurypyga helias (sunbittern)
Lineage: Eukaryota; Metazoa; Chordata; Aves; Eurypygiformes; Eurypygidae
Gene: KIF20B
Product: kinesin family member 20B
Exons: 33
Biological process (GO): microtubule-based movement; mitotic spindle assembly
Cellular component (GO): nucleus; spindle microtubule
Molecular function (GO): plus-end-directed microtubule motor activity; ATP binding; microtubule binding
Source: RefSeq, a predicted model, not a curated record
AUGCCGACAAGGCCCUGCGGUAGUGUGCCAUCGGAACAGGACAGCGGCGCAAAGAUGGAAUUGCCUUUGGAUAAUGAGCAACUUACCAGACCAUCCUAUAUUACUAGUGUUGAGCUGCCUCAACGAACAGGACUAGUAAGUGUGGAAGAUAUUAAAGCAGAUCUCUCUGCUGACUUUUCUUCAGUUUCUUCAAGCUCAGACACAAGCCAGGGGAGCAGUUUGGAGUCCAAGGGACACAUACAAGUUUGCCUGCGUAUUAGGCCAUUUACAUCGUUGGAAAGAGAAAAUGAAUUGCAGGACUGUGUUUCACUUGAAGAUUCAACAAGCAUCAUACUGAAGGCACCUAAAAACUCUUGGAAUCGACUAAGUGAAAAAACUGCUGGACAGAUGAUACAGAAGUUCACUUUUUCACGAGUGUUUGGACCUGAAACAACUCAAAAAGAAUUCUUCGAAGGUACCAUGAAGCAACUAGUACAAGAUUUCUUAGAUGGAUAUAAUCGUCUGAUUUUUACAUACGGCUCAACAAAUGCUGGGAAAACCUACACAUUUCAAGGGACAGAAGAUGAUGUUGGUAUUCUGCCAAGGGCUAUGGAUAUGUUGUUUAAAAGUACUCAAGGAAAGCUAUACACAGCAAUGGAUUUCAAACCCCACCGGUGUAGAGAUUACAUAAAGCUGACUAAAGACCAAGUGAGAGAAGAAACUGCUAUUAAAAAUUCAAUACUUCGCCUGACAAAAGAGGACAAAUGUUCUUUUAGAAUGCUGCUGUAAUAUCAAUUUUCACUUACUAAUUGUUUUUAAAUUGAGUUUACUAGGCCUGUAUUGACUUGUAAUAUCUUGUACUUGGCAGGUUUUGAAGAACUCUUAAAAGACUCAGAACAAUCUAGCACAAAUGUGAAAAAUUACAUGAAGUUUUCUGUUUGGGUUUCAUUUUUUGAGAUUUACAAUGAAUGUUUUUAUGAUCUACUGAUUCCUAUAUCAAACGACAAGAAAAGAAAAACACUACGCCUUGCUCAAGACAUCAAGGGAUGUUCUUAUGUGAAAGAUCUGCAGUGGGUUCAGAUUUCUGAUUCUAAAGAAGCUUUUAGACUUCUGAAAGCGGGGUUGAAACAGCAGAGUAUUGCAAGCACGAAACUAAAUACUUGCUCCAGCAGAAGUCAUAGCAUAUUCACAGUUAAAAUACUAACAAUUGAAGAUUCAGGAGCUCUACGAGUGACCAGAGUCAAUGAAUUGUUGAUUUGUGAUCUUGCUGGUUCAGAAAGAAAUACCAAGACACGCAAUGAAGGUGAUAGGUUGAAAGAGAGUGGAAAUAUAAACACUUCUCUCCUUACUCUAGGCAAGUGUAUUAAUGCACUCAAGCACUGUCAACAGUCAAAGUUGCAGCAGCACAUACCCUUUCGGGAAAGUAAGUUAACUCAUUUUCUUCAAGGAUUCUUCAGUGGAAAGGGAAAAAUAUACAUGAUAGUCAACAUAAGCCAGUGUGCUUCACUGUAUGAUGAAACACUCAAUGUUCUAAAGUUCUCGGCCAUUGCACAAAAAGUUUUAGUUAUGGAUGCAUCUAUUCUUCCCCAAGAUCAGUCAUUUGGCCAUAAAUCAGCAAAAGAAGCAUCACUGAUUAAUGAUGCUAAAAUGCCAAUUCCAAGGAAAAGAGCUACUAUCUUAUGGGACAGGAGCUUAGAAGAUGUGAUUGAAGAUGAUGACGAUGAGAUGGAGGAAGAGCAUAAUAUGUCAAGAGAAGAAACAGUGCAGAACCUAGAAGAAAAAGUUGUUAUUGGCAAAGAAGGAUAUAUGGUGCUGCUGAAUCUCAUAGAAGAGCUGAAGAACAAACUUAUUACUGAAAAGAAGGAUAAGUUAAUGCUGGAACUAAAAAUUCGUGAAGAAGUGACACAAGAAUUUGCCCAAUACUUUGCUGAGCGGGAAAUAGAUUUCAAAGAAUGCCUUUCUCAAGAACGAGAGCGGCUUGAAGAAAAUUCGGAAAGACGCCUGGAAAUCUUCAAGGAACUUGUAAAUAGUUCUACUAAAAAUGUAGAUGAAGAAAAGAAAUUAAAGGAUCGGCCUUGCAGUGAACAAGCUGGACUUCCGGAUGAAGAAUAUGGCCUAGGGCCAGGCAUGCACAUUGGUCUUGAGGGCAUUAUUGAUUCUUUGCAGAAUGAUGUCACUGAUAUCAAAAAGCAGGCAGAAGAAGCAUACCAAUACAUUGUGUCCCUGGGGGAUCCACAGGAAGUUGUAAGUUGGCUUGAAAAAGAACUGGGGAAGGUUACCAUUGAACUAACUAAGACCAAAGAAGACCUGACAAAGAAAACCAAUGAACUUGAAAUGCAGAUGAUGAAAUUAGAUGAGUCUAGUGAGCAGCUUAAAGAAGCAACUGAGAAAAUGAAUACACAGAAUAAAAGGAUUCAAGAAUUAAUGAACAUGGUGGAGCAAAAAGAUGAUGCUAUUAUGAGACUUCAGGAAUUGGUAUCUUGUUUAGAAGAAACCAUAAAAGACUAUGACAGCACUUUAACUACCAUUAAAAGAAACUUGGCAGAAAACAACUCUAACAAAGUGAUUGAAAGCAGACCAUUGACGGAUGGUGAGGAAGCUGUAUUGGAAGUGGGACGAAAACGUUGCUUUGAAAAUAAGCCUCCUGUGGAAAAAGAGCCACCUGCAAAGAAAGGAGAUAUGGAGAGUGGGGAAGAUGACUCGUUAGAGCUACAGAGAACUGAAUAUGUAAAAACAAAUACCUCAAACUAUGCAGAAAUACUAGCACUGAAGGAGAGAACCAAAAUCUUGGAAGGUCAGCUAGCUGCACUUGAAGAACAAUGCAGAAGAGAAAAAAACGAAAAAGAGGAGUUCAGUGGGCAGAUAACAACAUUGUAUCUCAAGCUCUCUGCAUCUGAAGAAAGGGCUUCUGGCUUAAAUGAAGAACUUCAGCAGUGUCAAGCUGACUAUCAAGAGAUUGUUUCUGAAUUGGACAAACAAAAAACUAUAAAUAGGGAACAAGAAGAAAAGGUUAUUCAGCUAAAUAAUGAAGUAGAAAGUGCCAAACAAAAUAUAAUUGAUAAAGUGUCACAAAUCAAAACAAUGCAGUCCAAAGUAGAUGAAUUGUAUAAAUGUCACUUAGAAUCUUAUGCUAUGGAUGUUGAUUUAGUUAAUCUAAAGGGUUCCUUAGACUCUCAAAAACAGGAACCAGAGAGAGCUCAAAUGAGCCCUGUAUGCCUGCAGUCCCAAACUACUUGUAUGGCAGAUCUGCCAUGGGACAGUUCCUUUCAGUGCAGUGUUGAAAGCAUUUGGGAAGAAUGUAAAAUUAUUAUUAAGGUUUCUUUACAAAAAAGUCAGCAGAUUCAAGAACUACUUAAACAAGUUGAAGACUUAAAGAAAGGAAUUGAUGAUGCUGAGAAUUAUAAUAAUCAACUAAAAGUGAAAUUAAAUGAGAUUUCAAAUCAAGAUCAUCAGUCCGUAAAGGAAAAGGAUCUUAUAAAUCGGUUACAAGAGCAAAUUGAUAAGAAAACCCAGGAUUUUGAAAAGCAGGCUGCAGAAGAUCACAGAGUAAUUGCACAGUUUGAGGAGGAAGUUGCCAGCUAUAAGGGAAAAAUAAGGGAGCUUGAAUGCCUCAUGGAGACUUUUAAAGCUAAAGAUGACAGCAUAACAAAGUUGGAAGAAGUACUUAAAGAAAAAGAGUCUAUUAUUUUAAAUCUGGAAAGUAAUGCAGUAGCUCUGCAAGCGAAAUGUGCCACUUCAGACAAAAAAAUGAAAGAAUUAAAUGAUCAAGAGGCAAAUCUGAAGGAGAAAGUUGUGCAGUUGAUUAACAGCUUGGAGAAUAUGAAACACACUCUUCAAGAAAAGGAGAAAAAUGAGCAUGAGCAAAUACAGUCUAUAGAAUUGCUACGUAAAGAUCUUUCUGAGAGGUCUGCCCUUGUAAGGGUUUUGAAGAAAGAUUUACAGAGGAAAGAGGAAGAAUAUACAGAUCUGAAAGAGAAAUUUUCUGAUGCGAAGAAACAAAUUCAGCAAGUACAAAAUGAGGUGUGUACAAUGCGAUCUGAGGAGAAAUCCUUGAGGAACACAGUUAAUGAACUUCAGAAAAUUAAAGAACAGCUUAAUAAAGAAUUAAGAAUCAAACAGCGCACAAUCCUGCAACUUAAAAAGCAGUUGAAUAAUGAGAAGCUGGAAGAAAUCUCCAAACAAUAUGAGAAAACGCGUAAAGAUCUGUGUGCAAAGGAAAAAAUAAUUGAAAACAUGCGGAUGACGUUAGAAGAACAAGAACAGACUCAGAUUGAACAAGAUCAAGUGCUUGAAGCCAAUUUAGAAGACACAAACAGAUUACUUUUGGAACUGGAAGAAUGGAAGCAGAAAUACAAAGCGCUGAAUAACCAGAGCAAUAGCAACUGCCGGAAAAAGAUGAGCAGAAGUGAGGAGGAAUGCAUAAAUCAAAAUGAGGAAUUAAUAAAGCUGCAAAAAGAACUGAAGGAAAAUGAGGCAAAAUAUCAAACGGAUAGAAGGAAGUGGCUGGAGGAGAAAAUGGAACUCCUAAGUAAAGUAAAAGAAGCUGAGAGCCAUUGCAACAGAGAAAUGAGAAAAUUUGCAGAGGAGAGUGAACGUUACGUAGACCAACAAGCAGAAAUUGAAAAACUUGCUGCACAGCUGGUAGAAAAAGACAGCAAUCUUCAAAAGUGGCGUGAAGAAAGAGAUAAAUUAGUAGAAGCUUUGGAAGUACAGCUCACGAUUUUGGCUUCUAAGACCACACAAAAGGAUAAAGAAAUAGCAGAACUGAAACAGGCUGUGCUAAAGGAUUCAGGAGAGGAUAAGGAAACUCAUAUAGAAGAACUAAGAAAACAGCUGGCUGAGAAAGAGAACCUUAUAAAGGAAUUGAAAAAACACGUUAACCAUGGAAGUCUUAAGUCUUUGUCAGAAUUACCUUUACCUGAAGGAGCACAAGAUAAAAUAGAUCAAUCUGUAAACAAAGAGUUUAUGGAAAAACAAAGCAAAACUAAUCCUAUAAUUGGACAAAGUAUGCCAGUAAGACCUGACAAAGUUGAAGAAAAUUAUUCGUUAUCUCGAUGUCUUAAUAGCACCUCUUCAUUAAGUGAGGACUAUUCAGCAGUUGUCCUUGACUCUUCUGAAGUGUCCACAGAAAGUGGAAAAACUAGUCGGUUCCCAAAACCAGAGAUGGAAAUACAGUUCACACCUCUGCAGCCCAAUAAGAUGGAGGUGAAGCACCAGGGUAGCCCCUUACCAGUUACAGUUAAAAUGCUCAAGCCAAGAAAGAAAAGGAAGAGUCAAGAGAUGGAUGAGGAUUUUGUGGAAAAUAAGAACAAGAAAAAUGCAAAACCUGUUAUGACUCACUCGCCUUCUACAAACAACAAGAAAAUGACGUCUACUACACAGCUGUCUAGAAAAAGAUACUCCUUAAGAAAGCAAGAAUCUACUUCAAGUAAAAAGUCAGCUAAGAAGAAAGAUGGAACACUACAAAAAAUUGGGGACUUAUUCCAAAGUUCUCCUAAUAUUAUUCACUCUACAGCAAAGAAGCUGAUUGUGACAAUAAGCUCACCCAAGUCUCCAGAACCAGAAAGUGUCAAAGAAAAGAAGCUCAAGCCAAAACGAGCUAAGAGAAAGCUGUAUUCAACUAACAUUUCUUCCCCUCUAGAUAUCCCCGCUUCUUCGAUCCUUACAGAACAAAAAGAGAAGGAAAGUGAUCACCAAAUCAUCAAGCGACAGCUACGAUCAAAACCACCUAAAUAA